Messenger RNA from Symbiodinium sp. CCMP2592, 1512 nucleotides. Lineage: Eukaryota; Dinophyceae; Suessiales; Symbiodiniaceae. The record is from the annotation of a GenBank genome assembly.
AUGGCACUGGAGUCAGACGAGGUAGUGGAGCGCCGGCUCCAGAUCUUGACGAAGAUCAUCGAGUGCUCCGGCAAGCUAUGGACACCAACAUGCUGCACCAUCAACCGCUCUCCAACUGCUCUUUGCUUUGAGGCGCAAGUGCCGGAGAUUCGAAAGGCCAUCGCCAUGCAGCAGAAGAAUCAGCGGCAGGAGGCGAUGGCCAUGCUGUCCCAGUUCAAGCAGGAGCUGGAGCGAAGGCACCAACAGAUCCUAUCAGAGCGUGACCCGCGGCUUCGAAGUGAGCAGAAGCGCAGCGAUGCCAAGGACCCGCGACUGCAGGACAAGAAGCCUCAAGAUCCGAGGGCGGAGGGCAAAGGCCCCGCGCGGCCUCCAGAUCCACGGCGCCAGGCUGAUGCGGAGACUUCCAAGGAGACCGCCGCAGAACCAGCCAAGAAACGUGUGAAAGUGGAGGGAGUGGAGGGUGAUGUCACCACCGUCGUCAGCGACGAUGAGGUGGAAAAGAUUCCCGACGACGAGGACAUGCCCCUGGUCCCAACCAGGCAGUUUUUGCAGGGCAUGCCCUCGCUGGGCUUCUCGGAGGCCUGGCUUCGGCAAUUCAUGUCCCAGAUGCCUCGGAAAGGCGAGGCCAGAGAACGACGGCGGCAGCCAGUCGGACGAAAAAUCCUGGGUGCUGCUGGCGAGCAAAUGGUCUAUGUAGAUGCAAUGUCUCCCGGUGAGAUGUUGCUGCUGAUGCAGUUUGUGUUUAUGCUGGAGGAGAAACUCCGGUCCACUGGCCGCUCUGUAGACCUGGCCCAGCGGGUCUCGCACAGCUUCAGCUACUUGCAGGUGGACCUUGCCGUUGAUGUAAUGCUGAAGUGGGUCUUUGACGGGCUGCCCUUUCAGUGCGGCACGACAGGACUCCGGUUCGCCAAUCGCGAAAAGCUGCGACGGCAGAACGAAAGCCUCAAAAAGCGGAAGGAGCUCAGGCAGAUGAACUCCGAAGCUAGAGGCUGGAUGGAUUCCAUCCCAGACUGGGUCGGCAACCGCGACCUCGUUGUGGGCCCUGCGCUGUUCCGGCUUGGGGGUGAUGUCGGCAAGGCGGCCCCGGUUGAGGCUCCCGCUGCCUUGGACGAGUUACCCGAAGAGCGCUGGGAGGUUCCGUGCGAUGAGCGUCGCUCUGUUUGUCCCAUCAGCGGAGAGCGCUUCGACAGGGUCUGGAGCAGCACGCUGAACGACUGGGCUUUCCUCGAUGCCGUGGCUGCUGAGGCGAGUGCAACGCGGCCGUUGAGGUUCCCACCUGGUGGCCCGCUUGGCCCUCAAGGCCUCUCGGAGACUGCCGUGAUUUUCAAAAAAUCAUGUUUCUCCGAUACUUCUUUGUCGAGGCGCUUGGAAGCUUUGCAUGACUGUGGUGUGCCGGAGAAGCGCGUGCCACGGCCCGGCCCCGGCCCCACCCAGGUCAUGAGCACGGCGACGGCGAAGGAGGACCCAGACCUUUCUUUGCUCACACGGUCGUCGGCUCGGAAGUUUUUCUGA